UAUUCUUCCGUUUGAUUAAACUUGACAUAUAUAUAAUGGAUAUAAAAAAGUAACUUGUAGUUUCUGAUAUGAUGACCAUGGCGAGGAUAUGUGAUUUCUGUUUUCUUUUAAUUCUUGGUGUGACCGUUUCGGCGAAUAAUACCUACAACACAGGGCAAUCAACAACAUGUGGAUCAAUGUGUACCUUUACAGAUUGCUUAGACAUUCUUCGGCAAGGGUUUACUGCUAAUGGUGUUUACACCAUCAAGCCAUCGACUCUCUGGCGACCACUUCAAGUUUACUGCGAUCAAACGACUGCUGGAGGUGGCUGGACUGUGGUUCAAAGGAGACAAGACGGUUCACAAAACUUCACUAGGUCCUGGAUCGAUUAUGCCUAUGGAUUCGGGUCCCUGAAAGGUGAAUUCUGGCUUGGGAAUGAGUUCAUACACCGACUUACUUCAACAGUACCCAAUGAACUGAGAAUAGAGUUGCAGGAUUUUGAAAAAGACUAUCGCGUGGCUAAGUACGGACGCUUCGUUGUUGGACCGGAAUCCGAUCUGUAUAGAUCAACGAUUGCUUUCUUCAGUGGGAAUGUAACAAAUUCGUUAACUCCCUGGCAUAACAACAAACAGUUUUCCACUGUCGAUAACGGCCCAGAAAGCGUCUGUGCACAGCAGUACAAAGGUGGAUUCUGGUACAACGAUUGCCAUGCGGUGAACAUUAACGGUUUAUAUCUUAAAGGGAAACAUAAUUCCUAUGCGGACGGUGUCAACUGGGUGGGUUUUAGAGGUUAUAAUUAUUCUCUAAAAUUUACUGAAAUGAAAAUAAGACCUCAUUAAACAUUUCACAAGUGCGUAUAACGCCACGGCACUGGACGAUUUUCUGUCCUUUUGAUAUUUCGGUAAUAAUUCUCUAAACAUUAGUUCUUCGAUAAGUGUAUUAUUGUAAUAUCUUCACUUGAAACUACUGUUAAAGGAUAGCAUUUGCACUUUUUGAACAUGUAUUUAGUGUAAACAUGUAUAAGAGAAACAUUAAGCUUAAAUAAAAUCCUUACCUUCCAAAAAUA
Molecule: messenger RNA, 1045 nt
Organism: Dreissena polymorpha
Lineage: Eukaryota; Metazoa; Mollusca; Bivalvia; Myida; Dreissenidae
Product: ficolin-1-like
Exons: 1
Coding region: 69-818 (249 amino acids)
Source: RefSeq, a predicted model, not a curated record